Messenger RNA from Diospyros lotus (date-plum), 1162 nucleotides. RefSeq names its product F-box protein PP2-B10-like. NCBI's taxonomy places the organism in Eukaryota, Viridiplantae, Streptophyta, Magnoliopsida, Ericales, Ebenaceae. The transcript is spliced from 3 exons. Gene Ontology annotation, molecular function: protein binding. Bases 107 to 940 code for a protein of 277 amino acids. The record is from RefSeq and is a predicted model, not a curated record.
AUCAAUUGUCAAGAUAAUUGUGCAAAUAGCGUUGCCCCGACGACUUGACUUUUAUACCACGCCGCUUUUACUGGAUGCUUGCAGGGUUUCACCAGUGGAACUGCCGAUGACGAGUUGCGGUGGCGAUGGAGGAAGACUUAGAGGCGAAUUCGGCUUCAAACUGCCGGAGGGCUGCGUAGCCGAGGUGGUGGCGCUGACGAGUCCGCAGGACGCUUGCAGGCUUUCGCUGGUGGCGUUGACCUUCAAAUCCGCCGCCGAUUCUGAUGCCGUUUGGGAGAGGUUUCUUCCGCCGGAUUACGAGGACAUUCUCGCUCUUGCUGAUCCGUUUACGCUCCCGGCUUCCAAGAAACACCUCUAUCUCUGGCUCUCCGAUCAUCCGCUUCUCAUCGACCGUGGCACCAAGAGCUUCUCACUGGAGAAAUCAAGCGGAAGGAAAUGUUACAUGUUGGCUGCAAGGGGCCUGUCAAUUGCAUGGGGUGAUACACCUAGAUAUUGGAGAUGGACUGCUGCUCUACCUGACUGUAGGUUCGCAGAAGCGGCUGAGCUUGUGCACGUGUGCUGGCUUGAAAUUCGUGGUAAAAUAAGCACUAGCAUGCUGUCCCCAAACACAACCUAUGUCGCAUUCCUCGUCUUCAGGUUAACAGCAGGAGCCUAUGGAUUUGAACCGCCUGCAGAGGCAGCCAUUGGAAUUAGUGGGUAUGAGCUCGAAACUCAAACUGUUUAUUUAGAUCGUAGGCGAGGGCGGAGGCACCGAUGUCAGACCGUACCAAGGCCAAAGGUAAGAGGAGAUGGGUGGAUGGAGAUUGAGUUGGGUGAAUACUUGAACGAGGAAGGUGAAGAAAGAGAGCUAGAGAUGAGUGUGAAGGAGGUGAAAGACUUAUAUUCGAAGACUGGCCUCAUUAUUCAAGGGAUUGAUAUCAGACCAAAGGUUGAUAAAUAAAUGAUAGAAGAAUUACAAAAUAUCUACUCAAGCAGAUGUCUUGCUAUCUUGUUUGCUUCAACUAUGGGGAGUUGUAGGAGCUGGAAACUACCUUUGAGCUAGUGAUCAUAUCAGGCUAUGUGGUUAAUUCAGUUGCAUUAAUUUAUAGGUAUCUCCUAUACAAGACUUAUCUGAAUGACUCUCCUCACUAGUGAUCUAUUGGAAGAGUUUGUGUUACUUGAA